Molecule: messenger RNA, 10677 nt
Organism: Pseudopodoces humilis (Tibetan ground-tit)
Lineage: Eukaryota; Metazoa; Chordata; Aves; Passeriformes; Paridae
Gene: LAMA3
Product: laminin subunit alpha 3
Biological process (GO): axon guidance; cell adhesion; regulation of cell adhesion
Cellular component (GO): basement membrane
Molecular function (GO): extracellular matrix structural constituent; signaling receptor binding
Source: RefSeq, a predicted model, not a curated record
AUGGCCGCGCCGCCGGGCUCGGCGGGGCUCUGGGCGCUGCUGCUGCCGCCGCUCCUCGCCCUCAGCGCCGCGCAGCCGGGCCCCGCCGCCUCCCGCGGGACGGGGCGCAGCCUCCACCCGCCCUACUUCAACCUGGCGGCGGCCGCCCGCAUCUGGGCCACGGCCACCUGCGGGGAGGCGGCGGGCGGCGGCGGGCGGCCGCAACUCUUCUGCAAGCUGGUGGGGGGCCCGGCCGCAGCCCCGCUGGGACGCGCCAUCCAGGGCCAGUUCUGUGAUUACUGCAAUGCUGCUGAUCCCAGCAAAGCUCACCCGAUAACCAACGCCAUUGAUGGCACUGAGCGCUGGUGGCAAAGUCCCCCUCUUUCCGUGGGCUUGAAGUACAACGAAGUCAAUGUCACCCUAGAUCUGGGGCAGCUCUUCCAUGUUGCCUAUAUCCUUAUCAAGUUUGCAAAUUCUCCUCGUCCAGAUCUCUGGGUCUUGGAAAGAUCGGUGGACUUCGGAAAAACUUACACUCCAUGGCAAUAUUUUGCUUACUCAAAAGCAGAUUGCUUGGAGCGCUUUGGAAAGGAAGCAAAUAUUCCUGUGAGGAGGGACAGCGAUGUCCUGUGCACUACCGAGUACUCUCGCAUUCUGCCUCUAGAAAAUGGAGAGAUUGUAGUAUCUUUGGUAAAUGGCCGCCCAGGAGCAAAAAACUUCACUUAUUCCCCUGGUCUUCAAGAAUUCACAAAAGCAACAAACAUCCGCCUGCGCUUUCUCAGAACUAAUACUCUUCUUGGACACUUGAUAUCCAAAGCUCAGCGAGACCCCACUGUGACUCGUAGAUAUUACUACAGUAUAAAGGACAUCAGUAUUGGUGGUCGGUGUGUUUGCCAUGGCCAUGCUGAAGUAUGCAAUCCAAAGAGCGCUGAAAACCAAUACCAGUUUCAGUGUGAAUGUCAGCAUAACACUUGUGGGGAAACCUGUGACCACUGCUGCCCUGGAUAUAAUCAGAAGCAGUGGCAACCUGCAACAGCUGGGAGCACUAACAUAUGUGAACCCUGCAAUUGCCAUGGACAUGCCACUGAUUGCUACUAUGAUGCUGACGUUGAUCAGCGUCAAGAAAGCUUAAACAUCCAUGGGCAUUAUGAAGGUGGAGGAGUCUGCAUUAACUGCCAGCAUAACACGGCUGGGAUUAACUGUGAGAAGUGUGCAAAAGGUUACUAUCGUCCUUACGGUGUUCCAGUGAGAGCUCCCGAUGGUUGCAUACCCUGCAGUUGCAACUUGGAGCACUCAGAUGGCUGUGAGGAAGGGUCUGGCCGCUGCUUCUGUAAGCAUAAUUUCCAGGGAGACCACUGUGAACGCUGUGCUGAUGGAUUCUAUGGUUAUCCAUUUUGUGUCUAUACUCCUGUAUAUCCUACUUCUUCAGUUCCCAGAGAUGCUGUGGCUGGUGACAUAAUAGAAGGAGGCUGCAAACCAGGGUAUUUUGGCCCUCAGUGUCUGUUGUGCCAGUGCCACGGUGCAGGAGUGCUGGGCAGUGACUGCAAUGGAAGUACUGGGCAGUGCAGAUGUCGAACUGGAUUUGGGGGUUUUUCCUGUGAUAGCUGUGCACCUGGCUAUUUUCAGUAUCCCUUCUGUCAUGUGUGUGAAUGUAACUUGUUGGGUACCCAGCCUCAAGUCUGUGAUUUCUUUGGGAGGUGUCUUUGUCGCUCAGGGGUCAGUGGACUUCAGUGUGACAGCUGCCAGCCUGGCCACCACUCGUUCCCUACCUGUCAAGAAUGCAGCUGUGAUGUUGUUGGCUCAUUGGGGAAUACAUGUGGUGCUGGAGGGCAGUGUCUGUGCCGUAGUAACUAUGCUGGGCUGAGAUGUGACCAGUGUGCUCCAGGAUAUUACAGCUAUCCCAACUGCUUGCGCGUCAACAGCGAGUGUGACCCUGCAGGUAGCGUUGGUUCUCACUCUGGAUAUUGUCAAUGUCUCCAGCAUGUUGAGGGUCCUACCUGCAGUAAGUGCAAACCCUUGUACUGGAACCUAGCCAAAGACAACCCCGAGGGAUGUACAGCAUGCCAGUGUGAUGUGAGUGGAACACUAAGUGGAGUUGGAGAAUGUCAGCAGGAAAAUGGGCACUGCUACUGCAAAUCUAAUGUUUGUGGUGAUUCCUGUGACACUUGUGAAGCUGGCUAUUAUGCUCUUGAAAAAAAUAAUUAUUUUGGCUGCCAAGGCUGCGGGUGCGACAUUGGAGGAUCCCUCAGCCCAGCCUGUUCCCAGCCCUGGGGCAGCUGCCAGUGCAGGGCGCACGUCGUGGGCACGACCUGUCGGGAGCCUGAAAAAAACUACUUUUUCCCUGAUCUGCACCACAUGAAGUUUGAGAUUGAAGAUGGUACUACUGUCCAAGGAGGGAAAGUUCGGUUUGGCUAUGAUCCUCAGGAAUUUCCUAGCUUCAGUUGGAGAGGAUAUGCACAGAUGUCCUCUAUACAACCAGAGGUGGUUGUGCCUAUCACUGUGGCUUCCCCUAAGCUCUUCCACCUAGUCCUCCACUAUGUCAGCCUGGGCUCAAAAAGCUCUAAAGGGAAGAUAUCAGUUGCUGAGGGAAAACAUAUUGGCACUAAUUAUACUUGGGCUGCUCAGGGCAAAGAGUUUGUCUUCCCACCCAGCAAGGAGCCAGCUUUUAUCACAAUCCCAGGAAAAAGCUCCACAGAGCCUUUCUCACUGGCUCCAGGCACGUGGACUGUCAGUAUAAUGGCAGAGGAAGUUCUCUUGGAUUACUUGGUGCUGUUACCAAGUGAUUACUACGAGGCAUCCCUGUUGCAGAUCCGAGUUACAGAGCCUUGCACACAUCCCAGGCCUGCUUCAGCAGAACACUGCUUGCUCUAUCAGCAUGUGCCUCUGGGCAGAUUUUCCUGUGUCCUUGGUUCAGAAGCAGUGCAUUUCAGACAUGGGGGAGAAUCCAGAAGAAUACCUGUGCGACAGCCAGCUCCCAAUCAGCCAGUGAUGGCCCAUAUCAGUGGAAGAGAGGUCAAUUUAGAGAUGACCAUAAACGUUCCUCAAGUCGGUCGCUAUGUUCUGGUUUUUGAAUAUGCCAAUGAAGAUGAACAGAUGUACACUGCAGAGCUAACAGUACAUAGCCCUGGACCUGUCACUGAAGGCAGAGUGAGAAUAUACAGUUGUAAAUACAGUUUCCUUUGUCGCAGUGUCGUAGUUGAUGACAGGAAUCGCAUUGCAGCCUAUGACCUUCUAGCAGACACAAAGAUACAUCUUAAAGCAUCAUCAAGUCAUUUUCUUCUGCACAAGGUUUGCAUUAUAUCAGCUGAAGAAUUUUCUCCAGAGUACGUGGAUCCUAAAGUACAGUGCAUAGCUGCUUACAGGAGUAACAGUGAUGGAAGUGCAGCAUGCAUUCCCUCAGUUUUUGAAACUCCACCAGGAGCUUUGGUUUUGGAUGCAUUCAAAGAUGGGAAGAUUUCUGAAGUACAGGAGAAUAUACUGCAUGAUCCAUGGAGUGCCGCUUUACCUGUUGGUUCAGUUCAUGGAGUCACCUUGACACCGUUACAGAACCAGAUCACCUUGAGUGGCAGAGUGCCCCACUUGGGCAGAUCCGUAUUUGUGGUACAUUUUUAUCAGCCGGCACACCCAGUGUUCUCUGUGCAAGUCUAUGUGAAUGCAGGACAUGUGUGGUCAGGUACUUUCAAUGCUUCAUUCUGCCCUCAUACUUCUGGCUGUCGGGUUCAGGUGAUUGCAGCAAACCAAAUUGAGCUUGACGUUUCUGAACCCAUGGUCUCUGUUACAGUGAUGAUACCGCAUGGAAGAACACUGGUUCUGGAAAAUAUCUUAGUUGUUCCAGCAGACACCUACAGUUACAAAAUUCUUGACAAAAAGACAGUGGACAAAUCAUUUGAUUUUAUCAGCCAAUGUGGAGGAAACAGUUUUUAUAUUGACCCAGAACGAUCAUCAGCCUUCUGUAAGGACUCUGUCAGGUCACUGGUGGCUUUCUACAACAACGGAGCCCUGCCAUGUGAUUGCCACAGCGCAGGGGCCAGGAGCCCUAUGUGCAGCCCCCUGGGAGGGCAGUGCGUUUGCAGACCCAACGUCAUCGGUCGCCAGUGCAGCCGGUGCCAAACCGGCUACUAUGGAUUCCCAUUUUGCAAGUUAUGCAACUGCGGGCAGCGUCUUUGUGAUGACAUGACUGGUAAAUGCAUUUGCCCUCCACGAACUGUGAAGCCAAAAUGUGAAGUGUGUGAGAAAUACUACUUCAGUUAUCAUCCUCUUGCUGGCUGCAAAAGCUGCAACUGCUCAGAAAAAGGAAUUGUUGAUGUGGCAAGCCCAGAAUGUGAUAAAACCAGUGGACAAUGCAAAUGCAAACCAGGAGUAAAAGGACGUCAGUGUGAUCAGUGUGCUCCUGGAACUUAUGGUUUCCCUAACUGUGUGCCAUGUAGCUGUAACAGAGAUGGAACAGAACCAGAUGUUUGUGAUCCCCAGACAGGAAUUUGUCUUUGCAAGGAAAAUGUGGAAGGUGCAGCAUGUGACACUUGCAGACCAGGAUUCUUUUAUUUGAACCCCUCUAACCCCAGGGGAUGCACACCUUGCUUUUGUUUUGGGGCAACCAGCGACUGUCACAGCACGGAUCGUCGUAGAACCAAGUUUGUGGAUAUGAGGAACUGGCGCUUGGAGGCAGUAGAUGAAAAUAUGGACAUUCCAGUCACUUUCAAUCCAAUCAGUAACAGUGUGGUGGCUGAUGUUCAAGAAUUGCCAGCUUCUGUGCAUAAUUUGUACUGGAAAGCACCAGCAUCCUACCUGGGAGAGAAGCUUUCUUCAUAUGGUGGCUUCCUAAGUUACCAAGUGAAAUCUUUUGGCUUACCUAGUGAGGGCAUGGUUCUUCUGGAUAAGAAGCCUGAUAUACGACUAACAGGCAAACAAAUGGAAGUUGUUUAUAUGGAUCCCAACAACCCACUGCCUGAUCGUCAGUAUUAUGGCCGAGUGCAGCUGGUUGAGGGCAACUUCAGACACACCAGCAGCGGUAAGCUGGUAUCCCGAGAAGAACUGAUGAUAAUCCUGUCCAGGCUGGAUGGCUUGCACAUCCGGGCCCUUUACUUCACGGAGACUCAGCGCCUGACGCUUGGGGAGGUCGGGCUGGAGGAAGCCACCGGCGAGGGCAGCGGCAGCAUUGCACACAGCGUGGAGACAUGCGCCUGCCCGCCGCAGUACGCCGGUGACUCAUGCCAGGAGUGUGGCAUUGGAUUUUAUCGUGAGAAUAAAGGACUAUUUGCUGGACGCUGUGUGCCCUGCAACUGCAAUGGAAAUUCAAAUAGAUGUCAAGAUGGUACUGGAAAAUGUAUUGACUGUCAGUAUAAUACUGCUGGGGAGAAAUGUGAGCACUGUAAAGAUGGUUAUUUUGGAGAUGCCACUCAAGGUUCCUGCCGGGAAUGCCCUUGCCCAUAUACAAACAGGUUUGCAACUGGCUGUGUGGCAAAUGGUGAAGAAAUCCAGUGUCUCUGCAAAAAAGGUUACACUGGAGCUCGCUGUGAACGCUGUGCUCCUGGAUAUUUUGGAAAUCCACAAAACUAUGGAGGCUUCUGUCAGGAAUGUAACUGUAAUAAUAAUGGACAGCUGGCUAGCUGUGACCACCUGACUGGAGAAUGUUUCAAUAAUGAGCCAAAAGAUGUGGAUCCCAAUGAAGAUUGUGACUCCUGCGAUAGCUGUGUGAUUACACUGCUGAAGGAUUUGAGCACAAUAGGUGACGAGCUUCAGCUCAUCAAGUCUCAGCUGCAAAAUGUCCAUGCAAGUACCCACACUCUGGAGCAGAUGAGAGACCUGGAAACACGCAUCAAGGACUUAAAGGUCUUACUGAACAACUACCGUUCUGUUGUUCAUAAUCAAGGUUCAAAGGCAGAUGAGUUGGAGACAGAAUUCAUUAAACUAGAUCGCGAUUUAAAUGCUCUCCAGGAAAAGGCUGAAAUGAACUACAAAGAAGCUAAGAGAUUAUAUAACAACUUCGGUCAAACUCAUCAGAAAGGAAAGGAUUUAGUUUCACAAAUACAAAUCGUGGUCAAAAAUAUACAAGCACUUUUAGAACAGAUAGCAGGUACAAAUGCAGAGGGUAACAACCUGCCCCUGGGAGAUGCCUCUGAAGAACUGGCUGAAGCUCAGCGCAUGAUGACAGAGAUGCGGAACCGCAACUUCGGCCAACUUCAAGCUGAGGCAGAGAAGGAGCGAAGAGAAGCUCAGCAGUUACUGGCACGUGUUAAGAAUGAACUACAAAAGUACCACCAAGAAAAUCGUGGGCUUAUUAAAGUUGUGAGGGAUGCACUGAAUGAAUAUGAAUCCAAAAUCACUGACCUCCGUGAAGCUCUGAAUGAUGCAACGGGACAAAUCAAGCAGGCUGAAGGCUUAAACAGAGACAACACAGUUCUAUUAGAAGACAUUAAGAAACGGAUUGUAAACACAAACGUGCAACAGAAUGGUGUCUUGAAUAUUCUGAGCUCGGCCGGAUCUUCCCUGACACAAGCUAAGAGUGCACUUGGACUGUUGCAAGAGAGCAAAGAGGAAUAUGAAAGCCUGGCUGCUCAGCUGGAUGGAGCGAGGAGGGAUAUGAAUGAAAAAGUGGCAAAUCUCUCAUCAGCAAGCAAAGAACCACUGGUGGUGAGGGCCGAGGAACAUGCCAAAUCUUUGCAAGAUUUGGCAAAACAACUGGAAGAAAUAAAGAACAGUGCCAGGAAGGAUGAGUUGGUGGGCUGUGCUGUGGAAGCUUCUACUGCCUAUGACAAUAUUAUUAGCGCCAUCAAAGCAGCAGAGGAGGCAGCCAACCAAGCUGGGAAAGCAGCUGACUCAGCUUUAUCCAUGGUGAAGAGAGAAGACCUAUCAGGAAAAGCUGCAAGGUUAAAAACUGAGAGCAGUACACUCAUGGAUCAAGCACAGGAGACUAAAAGGACAUUGCAAGCUAUUGGUCCAAACCUCGAUGACCUAAAGCAAAGACUUGAUAUCGCUGAAGGAAAGACGAAUGCACUGAAAAUUGAUCUUGUCACUGCUCAAAACAAUCUCAAUGGGAUAAACAGAGGUGACAUUGACAGUAUCAUCACCAGCGCAAGGAACAUGGCAGAAAAUGCCAACUCUGUCACCAACAGUGUGUUGGGUGAACUGGCCCCAAUUGAAGCAGAAGUGGAAAGAAUUAAGAGUAACUAUGGAAGCACACAGAGUGCCAACUUCAAUAAAGCAUUGAUGGAGGCAAACAAUUCAGUAAAAAAUUUGACAAACCAACUUCCAGAUCUGUUCAGCAAGAUCAAGAGUAUCAACCAACAGCUGAUGCCAAUAAGCAACAUCUCCGAGAACAUAGAUCGCAUAAGAGAGCUGAUUCAGCAGGCAAGAGAUGCUGCAAAUAAGGUUGCUAUUCCUAUGAGGUUCAAUGGCAGCUCUGGUGUAGAGGUUCGACCUCCAAGCAACCUUGAAGAUCUAAAGGGCUAUACUUCACUUUCCUUAUUUAUCCAAAGACCUCGGCAAACAUCAGAAACCCGCCAGAGGGCAAAUAGGUUUGUCCUGUACCUGGGUAAUAAAGAUGCUUCCAAAGACUACAUUGGUAUGGCUGUGAAAGAUGGUUACCUUACUUGUGUCUAUAACCUGGGAGGUGGUGAUGGGGAAGUGAGAGUGCAGUCAUUGGUGACUCAAAGCAACACUGAGGAAUCUGUUAUGGAUCAAAUUACAUUUGAAAGGAUUUACCAGUAUGCAAAGCUGAAGUACAUCAAAGCAGCAACAUCAAUUUCUCCAGAUUAUGAAAGCCCUAGGAGUACAAGCAGCGGAGACAGUGACAUGCUCCUCAAUCUUGAUCCCAGCAGUGUUGUCUUUUAUGUUGGAGGAUACCCACCAGAUUUUAGGCCUCCACGAAAUCUCAACUAUCCUCGUUAUGAAGGCUGCAUUGAAUUAAACAGCCUAAAUGAGCAUAUUAUCAGCCUUUACAACUUCAAGAGGACUUUUAAUCUCAACACCACUGAAGUGCAACCCUGCAGAAGGUAUAAAGAGGAGACUGAUCAAAGCUAUUUUGAGGGCACUGGUUAUGCCAGUGUCACAGCAAGAGAAAGAAGUGCCGAACGAGUGCGGUAUGAGCAGACAAUUGAGACAACUGCAGAUGAAGGCAUCGUGUUUUUUGCAGCAAAUGGGGAUCAGUUCAUCAGUGUGCUCAUUAAAAAUGGUCAUACAGUUUUUAGAUACAAACUUAACUCUGAACCUCCAAAAGAAAUAGAAGCCAAAGGAACUGUAAAUGAUGGAACAUACCAACAAAUUAAUUUGGUGCUUGACCGAAGAAAGAAAGUUGUGUAUGUCAGUCCUGAUAUUAGAGCCAACAUACACGUCUUCAAUUUCACUGAGUACUACCUAGGUGGAGUUCCAUCUUUUCUACGGGAACGCUUUAAUAUAUCCACACCUCCAUUCCGGGGCUGCAUGAAGAACGUGAAAAACCCAAGCACUGCAUCUGUUGUUUUUGAUAAGACUUUUGGUGUCAGCAAGAAAUGUCUAGAUGACUGGAAGCUUGUGAGAUCUGCAGCUUUCUCCAGGGAUGGAACACUGAGCCUGAGUGCAGCAGAUUUCCCAUUUCCCAAGGAUUUCCAAGUUGGCUUUGGCUUUCAGACCACAGCUUCAACCGGAACACUCUUAAAUUACAAUAUAAGGCCUGAUGUUCUUUCCAUCUUUCUGAGUCCUGGCUCCAUAACUGCAAAGAUACGAGAUAAGGAAAUUAAACUGGAAAAGAAAUAUGAAGAUGGGUCAAUGCAUUAUGUGACAGUAAUAAAAGCAGACAACAGAGUACAUCUGAUGGUUGAUGAUGAGUCAAAAGCAAUUGACUCUCCCAGUUCAUCAAACUCACAGGAAUCAAACAGACCUAUAAAACUUGGUGGAGAUAAUUUUGAAGGUUGCAUUUCAAACAUCUUUAUUAAAAGGGCAGGUCAGCUCCCUGAGGUUCAAAAUCUUGUUGCUAAUACUGGCAAGACUGGUGUGUCCCUCGGAGCUUGCCAGGAAUACAAAAACCUUGAACCAAUGAUGCUGCAGGAAUUUAAAAAUCCUCUCAGGCUUAAGAUGCUCAAGAAUGAAAAAUACCUUGAUUAUCUGAAAGCUGCUAAGGUGGAAAGCCACACUACAGCAGCCCCGUUACAUGACAGCAGUGAAGCGUAUCUCCUUGGAAGCAUCCCCAACAGUUUCAUAUCGUACAUGUUUUCUCCAUUGUUAUCUACAGACAGGUUACAUUUUUCUGUAGAUGUACGGACUCGAUCAUCAAGAGGAUUAAUAGUUUUCAUGGAGGAAAGCUCUGAGGACUCUUAUAUGGCUCUCCACAUUUCAAAAGGACAUUUUGUCUUUUCACUUGGCUCUGUAGAAAAACAAAUCAAAGUCAAAACCAGUAAUAAAUACAAUGAUGGGCAAUGGCACACUGUGGUCUUCAGCACAGAUGGGAAGAAUGCCCGCCUUGUCGUUGAUGGUCUAAGGGCCCAGCACAGAAAAUUGGCAACAAAUUCUGCCAUCAGCAUUAAGCCACCAGUCUACUUGGGAGGGCUGCCACCACUGAAGAAACAGAAUAUACCAAUGAAGAGUUUCAAGGGUUGCCUGAGGAAUUUUAAGGUGAAUGGAAAAGUCAUGAAUGCACCUCAACAAAAAAAUGGCGUACUUCCAUGUCUGGAUGUUCCCAUGGACACAGGGAUUUACUUCUUUAAUGAAGGGGGAUAUAUUGCCAUUGGUAAUUUGCUGAUGGGAUUGGAUUUCAGGAUUGUAUUUACCAUUCGACCAAAGAGUUCAACAGGUGUACUCCUCCAUGCUGGAAGCAAGCAAGACAACUAUUUGACUAUUUACAUGAAGGGAGGAAAGGUCAUUGCUGCUGGAAAUAGUGGUGCUGGAGAAUUCCAGGCAUCAGUCACACCUAGGAAACCUCUGACUGAUGGACAGUGGCAUACCAUUGCAGUGUCUCAGAAGGAGAACACAGUGCAGCUAGAGGUGGGCACACAGAGUAACUAUACCAUUGAACUUCAACCCUCUCCUCUUAGACGUGUGUAUCAGCCACUCUACUUCGGCAAAAUUCCAGCAAAUUUGGACACCCCGUGGGUUCCAGUAGAAGACCCAUUUUUUGGCUGUCUUUGGAAUAUUACCAUCAAUGACAAACAUAUCUCCACCAGGAGAAUUUCAGAGGUUCAUGGUGUAGUGAAUUUGCACGGGUGCCCAGGGAGGUAACUCUGCUGUUACAGUCAUUGUGCACACAUCGGGCUGUGUCUGUAGAAGAACUGCGUGGAUUCCCCUUUGCUGAUCAGCAUCAGGCUGCUUGUUCUGAACAGCCGGUGAGCAAAUGCAUCCUCUGGAUGUGGACUGUGCCAAAGCAAACGAAAAGUAUUUGCUUUGACAAACUCCCUUUUAAAUGUUAUUGAUUUCCGAGGUAAUCCGUUGUGCCUUCUGAGAUGUGUGCAGAAAAUAUAAUUGCAUAUACCCUACUGGGCCAAAUUCUGCUCUCACCCACAACAGCAGAGACUUGAGCAGCUCCAGUGUCUUAAUUUUGGAAAUUUUCCUUGGUGUUGGCCACCUUGAGAGCAAAUUUGAUCCAUUAAUAUAAAGAAUUUUAUAAAAAUAUAAAUCUCUUUGGAUUGUUGCUUAUACAGAAAUGUACAUUGAUGUUAAAAGUAAUAAUAAUAAUAUAAAUGGAGUUUGAAGCACUUUAAGGAGUGAAACUCUGGGAGUUUGUUACAAAGUUAG